AUGGAUGCCCCUGCUGAAGAUGGUGAUGAUUACCCCAUUGAACAUGUAACUCAAGAAGCCAUUUCACCGGAUCAUGAUUCCGAUGCACCCGAGGAGGAAGAUAAAAGUUAUGGUGAUGAUCUUUCUUAUGACUCAGAUGAUGAUGACAGUGGUGAUGAAAUUGGGUUUGACACAUGCCGUGUAAACAAUAAUUUCGAUGAAGACGACUUUGACAAUGAGGAGGUCGAUGAUGAUGACAUAUCUCAGGGCUCGGAAGAAAAUGAGGGUGGUGGAUACGACAAUGAUAUGGGAACCAGGGGCGGAUCUGGAUUCGGCGGCACGAAUGGCCCUGGCAGAGGCGGCAAUGGCGGCGGCCGGUGGCGGCUGGUGCUCCGCAAUGGCAGCGGUAGGGGGUGGGCCGUGCAGGGCCCCGGCGGCCGGUCCGCAGGGGGCGCGCGGGUGCAGGGCGCCGGGGGCCGGUCGCUAGGCCACGGGUGGGGGGUGGCUGCAUGGCGGGCGGCAACGCCGGCCGCGGGCAGGGGAGCUUGCUGCAGUGCUCCGGCGGCCGCAGGUGGCGAGCGGGUGGGUGGGUCGCGGGCGGCAGUUGGCCGGGUCCCCGGGUGCUCCUGGACACAAGAUAGAAGAUAG
This is a messenger RNA of Panicum virgatum (switchgrass), 627 nucleotides long. Its product is annotated as prostatic spermine-binding protein-like. NCBI's taxonomy places the organism in Eukaryota, Viridiplantae, Streptophyta, Magnoliopsida, Poales, Poaceae. Bases 1 to 627 code for a protein of 208 amino acids. The record is from RefSeq and is a predicted model, not a curated record. The transcript has 2 exons.